AUGCUCGCGAACAUUAUUUUUUAUUUGCGAGACACCGCCCGGACAUGGUUCGAAACGCAUGAGGAAGAGAUAACCUCUUGGGAACUCUGUAAGUCCAAACUUCAAGACCUUUUUGGACGUCCCACCGGGCGUAAGCUGUCUGCGAAGCGUAAGCUGGGUUCCCGCGUACAAACAUCUACAGAGUCAUAUGUCACCUAUAUACAAGACGUCAUCUCUCUCUGCCGCAAGGCUAACCCUGAGAUGUCAGAUACUGACCGCAUCGAGCACAUCCUAAAAGGCAUAGCAGACGAUGCCUUCCAGCUGCUUGUAAUCAAAGACUGCUCGACGGUCGACGAGGUCAUCAAGGAGUGCCGCCGGUUCGAAGCUGCUAAAACACGAAGGAUAGCACACAAAUUCAACCGCUUGCCCAACACACCAGCAACAUCAUCUUGCGAAGACACAGAUGCCAGUUCGGUACAGAUUACCAAAAUCGUACGCCGAGAGCUGGAAGCAAUGAUGCCUAGUGAGGGUUCCUCUCGCCCUUCCGAGUCGCCGAACGUAACAGUAUCAAUAGCUGCUGUUCAAAGUGUCGUCAGGAAGGAAAUGGAGAAGCUCUGCGCUUCUUCAUGCCCCCGCUUCCAACCCACCGCUGACCAUCAUAUUUCUGAUCAUUGCCCCUGCGAACCUCCAACUGCAGCGACAGUCUUCAGACCGCCCCAACGUCGGGACCCAGCCGCAUGGAGAACACCCGACAAUCGGCCAAUUUGUUUCCACUGCAACGUGUCCUUAGAAGCUGUCCUCACGAAACCAUCCUUGGUUGGGACUUUCUGGCCACUCACUCUGCUCUCAUUGACUGCGCUAAAGGCGAAAUUUAACUCGAUGCUACAGAGGCCUGCGGUGUCUCAGACCCCAUUGGAGCAACGCUGUGCUGUCUUGAAACAUCACGCAUACCGCCAUUGUCGGCUGUAG
This is a messenger RNA of Ixodes scapularis (black-legged tick), 948 nucleotides long. RefSeq lists its product as uncharacterized. The transcript is spliced from 2 exons. Bases 1 to 948 code for a protein of 315 amino acids. The record is from RefSeq and is a predicted model, not a curated record. Lineage: Eukaryota; Metazoa; Arthropoda; Arachnida; Ixodida; Ixodidae.